Molecule: messenger RNA, 420 nt
Organism: Protopolystoma xenopodis
Lineage: Eukaryota; Metazoa; Platyhelminthes; Monogenea; Polystomatidea; Polystomatidae
Source: the annotation of a GenBank genome assembly
AUGGCGGGCCAACUUUCUGACGAUCAACUGAGAAGCAAGCUUAUUUCUCUUGGAGUAGAAAUCGGUCCAAUAGUCCCGACCACAAGAAAGCUUUAUGAGCGAAAGUUAUCAAAACUCCUUAAUGCCGAGUCAACCCGUGCUAAAGCGCCUCAUCCUCAACCCAACCUUCAUCGCCCAAAAGCACCUCCUCUCUCUGACAUUAAACCUUCCGAAUCAAAACAGCCAGAACAUAGUAUCGCAGCUAGUGAGCGUCCUUUAGCAGACAGAAGCACCCAUGCUAGUGUUUCAGUUAUUCCAGAUUCCCAAAAUAACACUAUGAACGACGAUGAACUUAUUUCUUUGGCUAAGGAUAUGAGUCAGUUUUCUAUACUUGUUUUGAUGAAUCGAAUAAUUAUCCGAAUCGAUUGUUUUAAAGCUUAA